Messenger RNA from Papaver somniferum (opium poppy), 567 nucleotides. RefSeq lists its product as uncharacterized. The record is from RefSeq and is a predicted model, not a curated record. Bases 1 to 567 code for a protein of 188 amino acids. The transcript has 2 exons. Lineage: Eukaryota; Viridiplantae; Streptophyta; Magnoliopsida; Ranunculales; Papaveraceae.
AUGAUUCAAAAGACAUUGUCUACUUUCACUUUGUCAUCUGUUAUUCUAGCAAACCAAUACCGCAUAGAGGUUGAUAAUAAUAGAAGAACAAUUUUUAUCAAGUUGAUCAACUUAUUGUGGGUGGCCGAAAGGCACAAUGAAGUUCUAGUAAACAACAAUGCUAGAGCCCCAGGGAAGAAGAAAAUUCCCGAGGCUAACCAUGGAAAAAAGGGUCAUCGUGAAAGGGGCCAUAGGCGUGGAGGGCAUUCAAAUACCUGGUCUAGAGAUGUUAAUUCUGGACCUAGUGGUAGGGGCAACACUGUUGAAAAAACAUAUAAGAACCCCACACCUAAGAAGGUCGAGAAUGGAAAUGCACCUUGUUACAUGUGUGGAGUCUCCGUACAUUGGUACCAGCAAUGCAAGGAUAGUGCCAAAGUAGCAUCCAGCUACAAAAAGUACCGGGAAUCUAUAGAUCAAGAAGCUCACUGUGUGGAAGAACAUGAUCAUGCCCCAGAUGUCAACUUCACCAUUUCAGACUUCCAGGGCAACAAGAACCAUGCCCUAAUGGAAACAUCUGAUUUUGGUUGA